Messenger RNA from Anoplophora glabripennis (Asian longhorned beetle), 1696 nucleotides. RefSeq lists its product as uncharacterized. The record is from RefSeq and is a predicted model, not a curated record. The transcript is spliced from 8 exons. NCBI's taxonomy places the organism in Eukaryota, Metazoa, Arthropoda, Insecta, Coleoptera, Cerambycidae. Gene Ontology annotation, molecular function: protein binding. Bases 401 to 1498 code for a protein of 365 amino acids.
UCAUAAUUUUGUCUAUAUAGUCGCCAUUAUGAAUUAUGUUGAAUAAUUAAUAUAAGAAAAUUCCCUUAACUUCAAAAUAAAAAGUAAGAAUUUGCUUUAGAAUCAGCGACAAGGUAAUUAAAAAUAUUUCAUGUCCAACUACCCAAGGAAACUUUUGUUGCAAAGUGAGGUUAGCAGCUGACAAAGAAAGGAUAUUAGGGUUCCUAAUAAAAUUGCGAAAUCCUUAAUAGUUGUAUUGGAACAAUCUAAUAAUUAUUCAAAUCGGGACAUUUUAAAACCUUGUAUAGUGAAGAAAGCUUUAAUAAUUAUAGUAAAUAAGAAAACAGGGAGAGUUCCAAAGAAACUUUAUAUUCGUUUAAAUAAAGUAAAUAAUUUGAAAUUAGUUAUUCGAUUAGCAAGAAUGGACUAUGAAACAAUUCAAAAUAGUGGCGGUGAACAUCCACCAAGGAAAAAGGCCAAAAAUAUUGCUGAAAGGGAUCCUGCAAAAAGAGAUUUAGCUACUUUACCUGCUGAUAUUCUAUUGAAAAUAUUUAGGUAUUUAGAUUUGAAGUCUAUUAAUAACUGUGCGAUGUUGUGUUCAACUUUAAAUAAUGUGUCAAAGGACAGUUCUCUAUACAAGAAGGUUAUGUUAAAGUACAAUAUGAAUACACAGUUUUUAGAAUCGUUUAUAUCUAAAAUAUCGAGUCCUAGAGAGGUAUACAUAGAAUAUAAAUUUUAUGAUCAACAUGCUGAAGUUGGUGACUAUCAUGAUUUUAAUAAAUAUAUUGAAAUUAUGUUAAGAAAAUGUGGAGAACAUAUUUUAUCCUUAAAAAUCGAGAGUUGCCGGAAUGAGGAAUUGUUAUUAAAUAUUUCUGAAUGUAUUCAUUUGAAGAGGCUGACAUUGUACAGAUGUAAAAGUUCAUUUAAAACACUGCCAUCCAUAGGAUCAUUAACAAACAUUAGUUUCGUAUCGUGUCAUUUUCCCCAAAAAACUGUUAGUGAGCUUGUUAAGAAUAAUCCAAAUUUGAAGUAUAUCUCUUUGUCCAAUAACGUAAACGUGAAUGCAAAUGAAAUAUGCGAAGUAAUGUCCAAGUACAACCUAUUAGUUAAAGAAAUACAUUUUAGCGAAAGAAAAAGAGUAAAGUCGAAAAGUUUGAGAACCCUCGCAAGACUGACUAAUUUACGAAAAUUAGAACUAAUAUCUGGCCCUGGCUUUGAUAGUGAUCCAGAGGAUGCUCUCGAGCAGUUAGCAGCUGGAUGUCCCCAAUUAGAAAAGUUAGUUAUAUACGGAUGGAAAGAAAUUAAUGAUGACAAUUUUAUACCUGCUUUACAUAUGCUGACACAAUUAAAGGUACUAGAUUUAAGAGGCACCAAUAUUACCAUAAAGAGCUGUCGAGAAGCUGCCCUUUCUUUACCUUUACUGAAAACUAUGGAUGUGAUAAAAUGUCAUCGAGUGAACAAAGCUCAGCUUGCACAACUGCAAAAGGAUUUCAUGGAAAUACACAUCCCAUUGGAGUAGAAAAUCUGUUGUGUUCUUACCAUUGUAUAUUUUUCUUUACACUUAUUUCUUAAAUCAUAUUUAUUUUUAGCAUCAACAUUUUUAUAUUCCAGUUAUAUUUUCGUUUCAUAUUUGAACGUGGUGUUUCAUUAACUAAGUUGAUUGUAGAGUAAAAUGUAAGCAGUGUUAAUAUGUUGUAAUCUAAGAAUAUAAAGUAAU